This is a messenger RNA of Melospiza melodia melodia, 2425 nucleotides long. It is a transcript of the gene LRRC26, whose product is annotated as leucine rich repeat containing 26. The record is from RefSeq and is a predicted model, not a curated record. Gene Ontology annotation, molecular function: protein binding. NCBI's taxonomy places the organism in Eukaryota, Metazoa, Chordata, Aves, Passeriformes, Passerellidae.
AUGACUGCGAGCGGCAGCCGGGAGCCGAGCACAGCCCGGCCCCUCCAGCCAGCGCCGCCGGGCUCCGCCGAGGGCACCGGGCAGGGCCGGGGGCUGAGCACGGCCCGGGGCUCUAGGGAGCCUGUCCGAGGGGGCAGCAAGCCCUCUGUGCCGGGGGCAGCCAUGGGCUGCUGGAGGCUCCCCGGCCCCGUGCUGGGCCUGCUGCUGCUGCUGCUGUGCCCGCCAGCCCCGGCCGCCUGCCCGGCCGCCUGCCGCUGCUCCCCGGGCGAGGCGGACUGCAGCGAGCGGGGCCUCCUCGAGGUGCCCUGGAGCCUCUCGGCCAACACCAGCACCCUGCGGCUGGCACACAACUUCAUCUCCGUGCUGGGACCCCGCUCCUUCCCCCCGCUGCCGGGGCUGCGCCUGCUCAGCCUGGCCCACAACCGCCUGGAGCUGAUCCACCCUCAGGCGCUGCGGGGGCUCGGGGCGCUGCAGGCGCUGGACCUGAGCCACAACCACCUCAGCGUGCUCACCCCCGACACCUUCCGGCCCCUCACCGGCCUGGCCACGCUCGACCUGACCAACAACAGGCUGGGGCAGCUGGAGCCCGGGGUGCCGGCAGCCUUGCCCCAGCUCCAGGCGCUUCUCCUGCAGGACAACCCCUGGGUGUGCAGCUGCAGCAUCCUGCCCCUCUGGCGCUGGCUCCGCCGCAACAGGGACAAAGUGCGAGAGAAGAAUUUGCUCCUCUGCAGAGUUCCAGAGCAGCUGAACAAGUAUCCGAUCAUGGCCUUUGGGGACGAGUCCUUCAGGCAGUGCCAGGACACCUCCCUGUCCCCCGAGCACUACAUCGCCUUCUUCACCAUCGGGCCCUUCUCCUUCCUGGCCAGCAUCUUCUUCUGCACCUUCCUGGGCUCCUUGGUCGUGUUCUACCACAGCCUGCGCCGGGAGUCCCACUGCUGGAGGACACCCCGUGUCUGCAGGGUGCACUGAGGGGCCCAGCAGGCCCUGCCCUGGCAGCCUGGGCUCCAUCCCUGCCCCUCUCCAGCUGCCUGCACCCACCUGCUGCAGACUCAUCCCUGUGGAGCAGCCAGAGGAAGUUCUGUUCCUGGAGUCGCUCUGGGUUCUCUCAGAGUCCCCCAAGAUGGUGCCAAGCUGCCUCUGCCAGGGGGGAGCAGCCUCCAGCUCAGCUCCCUGCAGGGGCAUGGGCUGACCAAAAAUGCUCUCAGUGUAUCUGCAUAUCCCCUUUCUGGGGGCAUCCUUCUCCCCUUGUCCUGCCCCCUGUGCUGCCCAGUCCCCCAGUGUGCAUUUAGGAUGCCCCAUGUGCCUCACUGUGCCUUUAGGUGCAGCCUGGGAGUCCCUGUGUGCAUCCCAGGACACACCACUUUCUCUUGGUGCCUUUCAGGCCACCCCAGGAGUCACCAUUUGCCUUUUGGUGCAGCCCAGGAGCCUCUGUGUGCCUUUCAGUUUGUUCCUUGGGCCUAUUGGUGCCCCCUGCACCCUCUGACUGCCUUCAGUGACCCCAGCAGCCUCAGUGCUUUUUUCUGUGCCCUCAGAACUCCACCUAAAUGCCAUGUUUGGCUUCUGUGUUCUGGCAGGCAGUGCUUUCCUUUUAGGGUACCCCAGAGCUGUCUGUGUGGCUUUUGGUGCACUGGAGAUCUCUGGGUGGUUUGGAGCAUUGCAAAGCCUCUGUGGGGCUGUCAGACCACCCCAGGCCUGUCAGUGUUCUGCCCAAGGACAGGGCUGGCUGCAAAAAGCUCCUUUUGAUAGUUUUUUUCCAUUGAGUCAGGAAUGCUGGUGCUGAGAUGGCUCAGCCAACAAUCAAGGUCUAGGGUGAGGCUGAAGCUUAGGGUGAGGGCCAGGAAGAGCCUUGAGCUGCCAGGGCUGUGGUUGGGCAGAGCAGCUGCCAAAGGAUGGGGAGGCUACAGUGGUUUCUCCCUCAAUAGCUUUUCCCUAGGCUACAGCUCAUCCCCAGCCAAGGUGUGGGGUUAGCUCAGGGUUGGGAGCAGGGACAAACAAGCCCUUUACAGGGGCCCUUUACAGCAGCCCUGGCUGCUGCCUCACCCCCAUCACCCACAAAUCAGGGCUGGGGCUGCCCCUGCCCUGCUCCCUCCUCUUUCCUGUGGAAAUGCUGCUGGAAAUGCUUAGUGAGCCUGCUGGGAAAUGGCCUGGAAGGAUCUGGAGCUGAGCUCCACGAGAAAGCCACAAGCUGAGGUGACAGAAACACCCUUCAAGGAGAAACAAGACCCCUUUUUGGCCUGACCUCUUACCCACUGGAAGAUGAUCAGAGCCACAAUGAGAUGCUGUGACCACCAGCCUUGUCCACUCCAUCUCCUGCCCUUGCAAGAGCUGGGACCUGCCAGGGCUGUGGCAGGAGUCAGAGCAUCCUUCAGCAGGCUCCUGGCGAGGGUUCAGUGAAUCACACAUGAAUAAACCAGGUGUCACCUCA